This is a messenger RNA of Chelmon rostratus (copperband butterflyfish), 2191 nucleotides long. RefSeq names its product solute carrier family 13 member 3 (gene slc13a3). The transcript has 13 exons. The coding region runs from base 8 to 1828 and encodes 606 amino acids. Gene Ontology annotation, cellular component: membrane. Gene Ontology annotation, molecular function: succinate transmembrane transporter activity; sodium:dicarboxylate symporter activity; citrate transmembrane transporter activity. The record is from RefSeq and is a predicted model, not a curated record. Gene Ontology annotation, biological process: citrate transport; monoatomic anion transmembrane transport. NCBI's taxonomy places the organism in Eukaryota, Metazoa, Chordata, Actinopteri, Chaetodontiformes, Chaetodontidae.
UCUGGAGAUGAAAAUAUCUGUUGUGUCCAAGAAGCUGUGGUCGGUCCACAAGCAGCUGGUUCUCCUCCUCACCCCUCUGCUGUUCCUGCCUCUACUCUUCACUCUGCCGGAGAAGGAGGGAAAAUGUCUUUAUGUGGUGGUGCUGAUGGCUGUGUUUUGGUGCACAGAGACUCUUCCUCUGGCUGUCACUGCAAUGCUUCCAGUCUGCCUCUUCCCAACACUGGGAAUUCUCCCAUCCAAGAAAAUAUGCCCUCAGUACUUCCUCGAAACCAAUUUUCUCUUCCUGAGCGGUCUUGUGAUGGCCUCGUCCAUCGAGGAGUGGGGCCUGCAUCGCAGAAUAGCCCUGAAGGUCCUUAGCAUUGUCGGAGUGAAACCAGCAUGGCUCAUACUGGGGAUGAUGAUGACCUCGUCCUUCCUGUCCAUGUGGCUUAGCAACACGGCCACAACAGCCAUGAUGCUUCCUAUUGCUAAUGCCAUCCUGGAGAGUCUGUUUGGAGACCUGGAGACCCUGAAAGAGAAGUGCAAGUGCAAAGACGAUCCUGAGGGUGAUAUAAUAAAUGGUCAGUCUACUGUAAAGCUGCAUUCACUGCCCUCAGUGCCCUCAGAAAAACAAAUACUGUCAAUAGAAGGGUCGGACGGGAUGGAGCAGAGUGACAUGAGGUCAUCUGAGGAGAUCCGAUUGGAGUCGCAGUAUCAGCUGAAGGUGUGGAAAGGAUUCUUGAUCUGUAUUCCUUACGCAGCCAGUAUCGGAGGGACCGCCACGCUAACAGGCACCGCGCCCAACCUCAUCCUGAUUGGACAGCUGAAAAGCUACUUUCCAGACUGCGACCUGAUCAAUUUUGGCUCUUGGUUUGCGUUCGCUUUCCCGCUCAUGCUUCUCUUCCUGUUUGUGGGAUGGAUCUGGAUCGCGUUUCUCUACGGGGGGUUGAACACACGAUUGUGCUUCAAGAAACACGACCGAAGAGCCCAGGCAGAGGCCAGAGCAAAGGCUCUCAUAGAGGAAGAUUACAGAAAACUAGGGCCCAUAAAUUUUGCAGAGGGAGCGAUAUCUUUCUUUUUUGUUCUGUUUGCCGUUCUGCUGUUCACGAGAGAUCCCAAAUUUGUCACUGGCUGGUCUGUGUUGUUUAAAAAAGGGUACGUCUCAGAUGCAGUCACUGGUGUGAUCAUUGUGUCUAUACUGUUCUUCUUCCCCUCGCAGAAACCUUCUCUGAGCUGGUGGUUCGACCCUCAAGCUCCAAAUACUCCUUAUGUGCCUCUCUUAUCAUGGAAGAAGGCUCAGGACUCUGUCCCCUGGAAUAUCAUUCUGCUCCUUGGAGGCGGCUUCGCUAUGGCAAAAGCUUGUGAGGAGUCUGGACUCGCCUCCUGGAUCGGAGGCCACCUCCAGCCUUUGGCCGAGGUCCCUCCUGCUGCAGCUGUGAUGUUGAUCACUGGUUUCCUGGCCUGUUUCACUGAGUUCGCUAGCAACACUGCCACAAUUAUCAUAUUUUUGCCUGUCAUUGCUGAACUGGCUAUUCGUGUGUCAGUGAACCCUCUGUACUUCAUGAUACCUGCAACAGUAGGAUGUUCGUAUGCCUUCAUGCUGCCAGUGUCCACGCCACCCAACUCCAUCGCCUUUGCAUCGGGACAUCUAAUGGUCAAAGACAUGGUCAAAACUGGCUUCGUCAUGAACAUCCUGGGUGUCCUCUGUGUCGCUCUGGCCAUGAACACAUGGGGCGUUGCCAUGUUUAACUUGAACACGUAUCCAGAGUGGGCUCACCCCAUCAACAAGUCUGCUGCCGUUACUGAUGUGCACUUCUCGUCCGUGCAGUCACUCAAUGCAACACACUGAUCACUCACUCACUCUCAGCAUGAGCAAAGAGGAGGGAUCAGAAGAUUGUAUAUAGAUUAAACAUUUAACAGGGACAAAAGUCUGUAUGCAGACAUCAACUCUGUGUCACUAAAAUGUCAGAACAGUUUGGGAGCUUCAGCUGUUACCUGUUAUGAUGAAUUUAUUAAGUUUAUUAUACUCAAGUGUCCUUGUAGGAGUUAAGAUUUCAUGCUGUGAACUGUGAGCUGUGAAAACUCCUGAUUACAAACAAGUUGGGACGCAGAAUAGAAUAAAUUAUCAGCCAAUUUAAGAAUAAAGAAUAAUUUGCAAACAAACUUAGUUUACUGACAACAGUUUUACAAAGUGUUUCUGAGCCCAUGUAGU